Messenger RNA from Branchiostoma belcheri (Belcher's lancelet), 1576 nucleotides. RefSeq lists its product as uncharacterized. NCBI's taxonomy places the organism in Eukaryota, Metazoa, Chordata, Leptocardii, Amphioxiformes, Branchiostomatidae. The transcript has 5 exons. The coding region runs from base 280 to 981 and encodes 233 amino acids. The record is from RefSeq and is a predicted model, not a curated record.
UAUUGUAACCUUCGAUUUGUUUUCAAAACCUCAGGCUCAGUGUCGAGACCCCGAAACUCGAUAAGACGCCUUUUGUGAAGACGUUAGCAGCGAAGGUGUGGUAAACAUAACUCUUCAUCCUGGAAGAAAGACGCCAACAACCUAACCUGUUGGUACAUCUGACAGUACAUCUGCUUUUAGGAGGUUUACAGAGAAACAGCGGGCGUGCCAUAAACACGCCGGGCGGCACCGUGCAGGAGAUAUUACUUCUAUCGGCGCGGUGUUGGAGACUUUAGCGGCAUGGUUCACUUGGUCAACACCGUGUUUGGUGACUAUUGUACACGCGUAGCAACACCACCUGACAGGGCUAAACGUGAGCUGCAGGAGGCGCGGGAAAAGCUGCCGUACCUUACCCAGGUAUCCCUGCGGCAGACAGCAGGCGGCGGGCGUUACACCGUGCCGGUCAAACCUCCCACAGCUGCCCCGGAGAGGUCGUACAACAUCCACCUUCUGCCGCACACAGACGUCACAUAUGCAGGGCACGGACAGUCAUACCCGAACCACAAGCACUUCGACUGGAGUCGGAUAUUCCUGAAACGCAGUUGGAAGGACCAGCCGCGCACAGCCCCUUCUCUGUACGACCAGUCCAUAGACGUCCCACGGACACGGGCGCGGGCACAGACCAACGGCCUGCCCAGGCAGAGACUACCGGCGGACAGUCUCAACGCAAGGAAACUCAAGAAAUUCAGCGAUCACAACCUGAGAUUACAACAGAGCGCAGACGGUCUACAGCUGAGACUUCCCGAACUCAGGCCCGCGCCGAGGAUCACGGGAAGGGGCACAGUUUACAAGCCACAGAAUCCACUUGUGCAUUCAGAGAUCACGCGGUCGUCAGUGACGCUGCCUGACGUGGGGAAAGUGACGGAGACCCGCUGGGUGAACAUGGUGCCCAUCAGCGGCCCGCCCAGAGGACCGUGGUCCUUCUACACCACAGAGCGGUGACUAGGCUAGCGGGGCCGAGUACCAUGUUUCUGCAAACUUCGGAAGGCGCAGAAUAAACGUUAACUACUUGUUACAUGCACAGGGUAAAUAAUCCCCGGGGAGAUGUUUGAAUAAAAGAUCGUAGAGUUCUUGACUGUCGGGAUUCUCAGUGAUAGCUACCUAGAAAAUUUUGAGCGUUACGAUUUUUCACCCUAACAUCUGCUUGGAGAUUUCAGGGCAAUUACCAAGACUACAGUCGGUGACAAUUAUCAUCUAUUGAAUGGAACGUCUGUAUUACACAGAACUCACAGCUGAUAAUGCACUGUACUGGUACCACAACAAGCCAUAUACAAGAGUCGUUCGCCUUUAUAUCAGGAAACGACAACUAGCAAUAUAUUUGUAACCUCGAAUUCCUUAGUAAAUAUAGAUAGGAGUAAACAUUACUUUUGUUAGCGGCUAGUACAGAGCUGUUAGUAAACUAUAUGCUCUCGUGCAAAGAAUAUCAUUGUUCCGUCUUCCUGGCAAUUAGUACAUAGUCGGAUGUAAUUUCGGUAGCAUAUACGAUACUUGCUAUAAAUAUUACGGUUCAGUGACAGUGUCCAAGUUGAUCUGGAAA